Xenopus laevis (African clawed frog) is the source of this 2629-nucleotide messenger RNA. RefSeq names its product SH3-binding domain protein 5 like homeolog (gene sh3bp5l.L). Lineage: Eukaryota; Metazoa; Chordata; Amphibia; Anura; Pipidae. The transcript has 7 exons. The coding region runs from base 902 to 2023 and encodes 373 amino acids. Gene Ontology annotation, biological process: intracellular signal transduction. Gene Ontology annotation, molecular function: protein kinase inhibitor activity. The record is from RefSeq and is a predicted model, not a curated record. Gene Ontology annotation, cellular component: cytoplasm.
UGUGUUUCACUAUGUUCCCACCAGGGAUCGGAUGAGCUUGAUUCAAGACAACAUUCUGAAAUAAGAUUAUCAUAUGUUUAUUAUAAAUAAAAAAUGUUGCCCCUCCAUUUCAUUACCUGGUGGCCACAUUAUCUAAUGCAGUGGCCCCAGCCAUCUCAGUCAUUUAAUGACCCAGUGGCCAAGCAUUUCAUGACCUAGAGGCCCCAGCAAUUUGACAGUGUCUGAAUUUUUCAUGAUGUGUUGGCCCCAACCAUUCUCAUCAUUUCAUCACAUUUGGCCACCAGCCAUCCUUGCAUUUAAUGACCCAUUCACCCGAGAAUUUCUUUAAACAAUUGCCCAUCCACCCCGGCAUUUUAUGAAUAUGGCACAAUUAACCCAAGUGCUGUAGCAUUUGAUGACACUGUUGCCCCAGCAAAAAGACUCCCACUGCUUCUGCCAUUGGAGAGAGCAGAGCAUGUGAUCAAAACUUGAAUUUAGCACUCUGGUUGAAAUGCAUCAACGUUUUGGUAUGUUCCAAAUCAAUAAACGCAAACAAAACAUUUUACCAUUUAAGCUCAGCUUUGUUGCUAGAGGACACACAGCAACCAGUAUGUCAGCGCCUCAACAUAGCUGGAAGGCAAAAUCCUAGAGACCAGUUUUUUUUUGCCAAGUGGUGUAUCCUGAUACAAUCAAGUUUGCCUGACCUACAGCUAAAGGGGUAAAGCUUAGAGUGCCACUGCUGAUUAUGCUGACAAGAGUAAGCUUAUCGUGAGGAAGCUGGAAAAAGAAUCAAGUACAAUUUGAAUAUUGGAGCAAAAGGAACCAUGCCUCGUCUGAUGAUUCUACCACCACAGCUCCUACUUUAAUUAAUGAAUGGAUAUAAACGAUAUUUUAAUACAAUGCCCAACUGAGGUUUCUAGCUAUGGAGGGGAAAGAGGGCCCCCCUUGUGAGGUGAGAUUACCAACUCCUGGUGCCGAGAGAGAGGGGCCUGUCCACCCAGAACUGGGAGCUUUUGGGGAGUCCGCUUCAGAUGCAAUUAAACUGAGUGAGACCAGCAAUGAUGCAAAAAAGGAGGAGAUCGAGGAAGAAUUAGAUCCUAGAAUACAGGAAGAGUUAGAACGCUUGAACCAGGCAAGUGAAGAGAUCAACCUACUAGAAUUACAGCUUGAUGAAGCAAGAACUGCAUACCGCCGUAUACUCACAGAGUCUGCAAGACGCCUAAAUGGACUUGCAACUCAACUGGGAGCUUGCAUAGAUAAGGCUAGACCAUAUUAUGAAGCAAGAAGACUGGCAAAAGAGGCACAGCAGGAUACGCACAGUGCAGCACUUCGGUACGAACGGGCAGUCAGUAUGCAUGCAGCAGCCCGAGAAAUGGUCUUUGUUGCUGAGCAGGGAGUUACCGCUGAUAAGAACCGACUAGAUCCAACAUGGCAGGAGAUGCUGAACCAUGCUACAUGCAAAGUGAAUGAAGCAGAAGAAGAGCGUCUGCGCAGUGAGUUUGAGCAUCAACGUGUGACCCGUCUGUGCCAUGAAGCGGAAGCCAAAGUGCAAACUUUACAGAAAAGCCUGAAACGAUUAAUAAUCAAAAGUCGCCCUUAUUUUGAACUAAAGGCUCAACUGAACACCAUUUUAGAGGAGCACAAGUCCCGUGUGACUUUGUUGGAAAACUCUGUGGCUCAGGCAAAGCUUCGAUACUCUGGAACACUUCACAAUUUGGAGAAGAUCAGUGAAGAGAUUCAUGCUCGCCGAACUCAAAGCUCAGUGUUAUCCCAACGGGCCCCUCCUCUUGGGGCUGAAGCCCCUCCUUCAGUAAAGGAUGGAGAAACUGGGCCCCCUGCAGACACAGUAUCACUCCUCAGUUUGCAGACCAUUGCUUCUGACCUACAAAAGAGUGAUUCUGUGGAACACUUGAGAGAUUUAACUGAUGUAACCAGUUUGGAUGGGAGAGAAACUGGAGCUGUUGAGUCUGGGGGAAGUAGAGAGAGGGGGGAAGAUAGAGGGACAGGAGGAGCAUUUCGGCACCAUAGGAGUGUGAGCCUAUGAGUGGAAGGAUGAUGGGUAACUUUUAGGCAUCUUACAUGUGUGAAUCUGUUUUGGAGGAAUGGACAAUUUGCAGUAUUAAAACAAGAGCUUCUUGCAUGCAGAAGAGGUGAAUACGUGUGAAAAAAUGGAUAAUAGUGGGCUGCAUGAGGAGAACCUUAAAAUGGAUAAAAUGAGCUCUAAACUGAAAGUAAACUGUAGCUGAGCAUAUGUCUGACUUUUUUUUUUUUUUAGUCUGUCAGUGUUACUUUAACCAUAUGAUGCGUGUGUAGCAGAUAGUUGCAACUGACCGCACACAAUCAUAACUGUACAAUAGGUAAGGAAAUACUUUAUCUGUAAAAAGGGAUAGAUGACAGGCAGCAACUGACCUGCUGCUAUGAGAACUGCUUCUGUUUGAUGCAGCAUGCAACUGUCUUUUCUUUUAAACAAAUGAUUCUUGAUGUCGCUGUUUGAACGGUACUUAACUGUCUGUAUGAUUAUUUACAGCAGUGUAUGUGCAUAUAUGAAGCAGCAAAGUAAUCUGUAUAUAAAAGCAAAACAGUGUAAAGCAACAGGGGUAUGUAAAAUAUAUACUGACUAUAACUGUAAUUAAAGCGUGUUAUAACAUAA